AUGCUGGGCAUCAAUGUUCACGUCAAGGAGGAGGCAUAUAAAACCAACCCGAGGUGGUCCAGUUACUCAGAAGCUCAGGGUGACCAUGGUGCCUGUCAUCCUGCCCGCAGUUUCCUCAUGGGCCACAUUUCCCAGCUUACAGCAUCUUCUACCUGCGGGUUGACCAGAGCCCAGAAGUGCUGCAUGCUCAGCUGCCUGGAGGUAGGUUGGUUGUGUUUCCUCACUAGAAAGCAAAAACACCUCAUCCAUGACUCCGGAUUUCUGUACAAUCCGUGCACCCAACCCAAUAGCCACGCCAUUGAGAAUGUAAUUGCAAGAAAUGGUGGCAACCUGAAAGGGGGUGUUGAACCAGGGACGAAGACAAAGGCCUAUGAAGAGGAGAAGAUGUCCAGACAGGGGUGGCGUAAAGCCUGGAAGACGGCUGCCCUCUCAGCAGCUCCCAGUUCCCAGUCACCUGCCCAGAACACUCAGCUGAACCCCAGUGCCCAGCAGUCUGGAGAUACCGCAGAGACCCUAAUCACACUGGCAGGCGGUGACACGUGGAACAGGGUGCUCUCAAGAGCAGCGAUUGUCUGCCUUCUGGAAUCUUCAGGUGCUGAUCACGCGGGCAUCCAAUUGGCCCUAGAGUUACUUCAAUUCAGCCACCUUAUACUAAGCUAUGAGACUUUUCAACCUGCUGCAAUGUUAGUGGAGGUUCCUCCAAUUAGGACACACAGAGAAAGUACUCAAAUUCUUACAGGUCAACUUGUGAAGUUUAGAAGUUUAAGAGACUCAGCAGGGAGUCAGGGAAGAGAAGAGCUUUGUUCCUCCUUCCGCUCCGGCUCCUUCCUUGAGGUGCUGACCCUACAUAAAUACUUUGAAAAAGAAUAUUAUGCAGCCUCCUUUCCUGACAUCACACCGGGCCACACCCACGAAGUAAGAAACCUUAUUUUUGACUCCAGAUAUUCAGAUAUCAAGCCUUCAACUGGUGACCAAGUUGUUUUAAAAGUUUGGGAUCCCAGCUUUGGAAUGGAGAGCUCUUACAACCCCUACACCCAGAAUGAGAAUUACCUAGUGACAUAAAUAAACCCAAGGAUAAACUUUGCCAAACUCCAUACCCUUGAGGAUGCCCUACUUGGAAGUGGACAAAAUGACCCCUUCAAAUACUACUCUGCUCUGUACAGGGUGGUUGUUUGGAGCAGCUGUUUUUACAGUGGCCACACCAGUGAGAUAAUGCAAUCUAAACUAAAGAUAUCCUGUUAUUGUUUCAUGGAUGCUGCAUUUCCCACAGUUUGCACUUCUGUGACCCCAGCUUGUGAGUGUGACUCAGAUGGCACUGUGUCUGACGGCAUCGGCGUGAGCCACUCACUCAUCCUGCUCGGGCAUUGUGGCGGGCCAGUGCUGGAAUGUGAUGGCAAAAUGAAGCGUCAUAAUAGUGAAUUUUGUAGUCGGAAGAACUUUCAGUCAGGCUUUGUAAACUCCUGGCGUCGUCCUGGUUCCCUGACUACUGUGAUGUCGUAUGAGAGCAAUUGGAUACUGAGUCCUGGGAGUCAUCUCUGUGGGGGUUCUCCCUGUGAUGAUGUUGGAGGUGCUGAUGCUAACACCCACGCUACACCCAACCUGUCCCUGGCUGCUGCUUCAUCCUUUCAGAGGCAGCGGGAGCCACACCACACCGAGGACUGUGCCUUUGUUCCUAUUUCCCCACAGACUUCGUUUAAUGGCACACAAAAAUUAGUAACAACUUUGCCAGCAUGUGAUGUAUACUCCCAGCAGCAAGAAAAUUAUUUUGGAAUUGAUAAAGGAAAUAGAAUACUGAAGGAAACUCGAGGCAAAGCAUAUGGGCUGACGAGCAGCAUGAGAACUGCACAGCUAUGUUUGAGAAAAACCAAGAUUGUCAAUAUGGAAUUUGCUCAGUUCAUCAAAGUGGCUUCCAAUGACACUGCUUUUAAGUGUCUCCAGUUCACACUGUUUUCCAAGAACCCCGGGAACAUAGUUACAUGGAGUGGACCUGGAUUUGCCAAAGUUCUCCCUGGGGCUGGCUUGAGAUUUUCUGUUGACAACAUUCUUUUCCCCAUGGACUUCACCAUUGCUGUUCGCUGUGGAACUCAGUACAAGGUUGUGCUGCUUCCCAUGCCCAUCUGUGUGGAGCUGGGCAUGCAGCAUUCCGUCGAUGUCUGUUUGCCUCAGUCUUUGGAAGAGGAGUUCUCGCUCACUCACUCUCAUGUCCUGGUGGAUUCUCUCAGCCUUAUUCCCCAAAGCAAUUCAUUAGAGGAUUUCUGCAGCAAGCCGGCCAUGGCAGAGGAUCUGCUGCACAACUGUCCUGCAAAUGUCACCCCAGGACACGGUCAGGUCCAGCUGCAGGUGCUGGGAGGCCAGUGCCAAUGCAAACCUCCUGUGACUGGGAAUCGCUCCGACAGGUGCUCUGCUGGAAGCUGUACUUUGGGACAUCACGGCUGUCACUGGAUGGAGCCAAACUGUGAGGGGAAAUGUGUUUGUUCACCAUCUUGGUGUUUUGAAGGCAGACAAAGGGGAAUGGGAGUUUUCAAGGAGCAGGAACUGGGGACUUGCCACACAAUUCAGAUUUAUGACUGGGGGGGCGAGCACCACGGUGAAGCUGGGAAGUCAAGGAAGAAACGACACUGUCGCUCUAGGGGCGGUGGGCACCACUGCGAGCUGAGCCCAGCAGAGUACUUUGGGUUUCCCAGCUGUCACCCUCACCCUUGCAAUGGGUUUGCUGAACUUUGCGAUCCAAAGAUAGGGUCAUGUUUCCGAUGUGGGGGCUUAACAACAUGUGAGAGACACAUGAUAUUUUCCCAGAACAUUUUGGUAAAAGGAAAUUGCCUGACAGGUGCAUGGAUGGUUGCUAUGAAACCCUUGUUAGAACAAUCCUAUUGUCCUUGCCUGUGUCCCCCCAGCAAUCAGCAUUUUGCCCAUCUGUGUCAUCAGAAUCCUUGGAGCUCAGGUAUAAUCUGCGGCUGUCCUCAAGGUUACACAGUUGUGACUUGUGUGAAGAUUGCACCUCCUGGUUUCUAUCGUAACCCACAAGCUUCUGGAGCACCUUGCCAGCCAGGUGUCUGCAACCACAACCCGGACAGAUCGGACCCAAAGCCCCACAACCAGGAGACAGGGCACUGCCUUAGAUGCCCGCACAGUACCCAGGGCCCAAACUGCCAGCUCUGCAAACCAGGUCGCUUUGGAUCCACCCUCAAUCAGAGCUGCAAAACUGGUGCCCCCAGUAUCCCCUCGCUGGAUGGCAGAGCCCUGGCACUGAACUUGUCAGCAGAAACAGAGGCGAUGCCACCACGCUCCGGGGGUGAAUACCGUGGACUGUCCCCCAGUGCUGACCCUGUCACUGAGGCACAUGCUUUUCUGCCAAACGUCACAGACCCGGCCUGUGACCACUGUGAUGAUGGGGACUGGAACCUGGUUCCUGGCAGAGGAUGUGGGCCUUGUGACUGACCUGGGACAUCUCAAAUUAGACACUGUGACCAGCUUACAGGGCAGCGUUCUUGCAAAUUGGGCUACGUGGGAAACACUGAGUGCAAGGAAAGUAAUUGUGUUGAUCCACUCGGGCAAUGCAUGGCAUGUGACUACAAGGGGACCCCAGAAGCCCUUCUGGAAGCGGUGCAAGGGUUAAUGAGCCUGGCUGCUGACAUGGACUGGCCAGCAGACACCAGCUCCUCUCUGAGGACCUCCCUGACCCAUCAGAGAAAAGCUUCGUCUCCUUUCCACCCUGCCUCCUCUCCGCUGCCUCUAAAACAGAUCAUGCAGCAAAGUGAGCAACUGAAAACACUGAAUGUAUUUCAAGAGCUACAAGAAAGCAUACACAGUACAAUUGAGGAAUGAACAGAUCUCUUUUUGGGAAAACAGCUGGAGGAGAUGAAUUUCCAACCCAACGUCCUGAAUGCAAACAUAGAUUGCUCAGAAAAUACCAGAAAGGAUUAUCACAGAUCAUCAUCUGCUGAAAAGAAUGUAAACAAAACUAGUUCCAUCAUAAAUGACUCCAAAAAUGCCAGAAUCGGCUUCCUUACCAUGUUAGAUACACAGACCACAAAAGAAAACUUAUUGGAGAAAUUGAAACUGAUUCAGAGGAAAACAUACCCUCCGGGGGACAGAGAGAAGGUGGUGAAUCAUGAUCUUGCCAUCCACCUACAGAUAACAUCACAAAAUCUAAUCCAUGAACCUGAAGAAAUGCAGAAACAUAUGCAACUGUGUGAGAGCUACAGAGCAGAGAGGAACAGGUUAAAUAACGCAACAGUUGGCCAAAAACUUUUGGUAAAGGCGAAAGUAGCUGAGUUUGGAAAGCAGCAGAUGUUAAACCUUGACAAAACCACAGACAAGUUGCAGCAAGCACCAGUCACUCAAGGACCAGACUCUGUCAUCACCUAGCUGACGGCGAAGAUAACACAAAUGAGAAAGAAUGCGCGCAGGUAUUUACCCAUCUUUGUUGAAACUAACCUGAGCUGGAUCCUGGAGAUGGGGGAACGUACGAUAGCUGUGUGCAGAUCUCCACCGCGCAUCCUGAGAACAUAA
Molecule: messenger RNA, 4512 nt
Organism: Cavia porcellus (domestic guinea pig)
Lineage: Eukaryota; Metazoa; Chordata; Mammalia; Rodentia; Caviidae
Product: laminin subunit beta-4
Biological process (GO): cell migration; substrate adhesion-dependent cell spreading; animal organ morphogenesis
Cellular component (GO): laminin trimer
Source: RefSeq, a predicted model, not a curated record